Pelobates fuscus (common spadefoot toad) is the source of this 2764-nucleotide messenger RNA. It is a transcript of the gene ATL1, whose product is annotated as atlastin GTPase 1. Gene Ontology annotation, biological process: protein homooligomerization; endoplasmic reticulum organization. Bases 79 to 1740 code for a protein of 553 amino acids. The transcript is spliced from 14 exons. Lineage: Eukaryota; Metazoa; Chordata; Amphibia; Anura; Pelobatidae. The record is from RefSeq and is a predicted model, not a curated record. Gene Ontology annotation, molecular function: GTP binding; GTPase activity.
UGACUCCUCCUCCUCCUCCAGCAUCCCUCAUCCUGCAGGACCAAGCAAAUUCUCCAUCACUAAACCCUCACCCUGAGCAUGGCCCGGAACCGCAAGGAGAGGAACAGCUGGGGUGGAUUUUCAGACAGAGCAUAUGAUUGGAGCUCUGAAGAGGAGGAGUAUGAGAAGAAAGCCCAGCCGGUACAAGUCCUUGUGGUUAAAGAUGACCAUUCAUUUGAGCUGGAUGAAGCGGCGUUAAACCGUAUUUUACUAUGUGAAGCUGUCAGGGAUAAAGAGGUUGUUGCUGUAUCUGUCGCUGGUGCAUUUCGAAAGGGGAAGUCCUUCCUGAUGGAUUUCAUGCUGAGAUACAUGUACAAAACGGAACCUGUCGAUUGGCUUGGAGAUUAUAAUGAACCCUUAUCAGGCUUCUCGUGGAGAGGUGGCUCGGAAAGAGAAACCACAGGAAUUCAGAUCUGGAGUGAAAUCUUUUUGGUGGAGAAACCCGAUGGGGGUCAGGUGGCAGUCUUACUAAUGGACACCCAGGGGACAUUUGAUAGUCAAUCAACUCUAAGAGACUCGGCUACAGUUUUUGCACUCAGUACUAUGAUCAGUUCCAUACAGGUAUACAAUCUGUCCCAGAAUGUCCAGGAAGAUGACCUGCAGCACUUACAGCUUUUCACAGAAUACGGCAGGCUGGCAAUGGAGGAGACCUUCCUUAAACCCUUCCAGUCGCUGAUUUUUCUCGUGCGUGAUUGGAGUUUCCCCUAUGAGUUCCUUUAUGGAUCAGAUGGUGGAUCCAAGUUCCUGGAAAAGCGUCUAAAGGUCUCUGAAAACCAACACGAGGAGCUGCAGAAUGUUCGAAAGCACAUCCAUUCCUGCUUUACCAACAUCUCCUGCUUCCUUCUGCCACAUCCAGGACUUACCGUGGCCACCAACCCCAACUUCGAUGGGAAAUUGAAAGAGAUAGAUGAAGAAUUCAUAAGAAACCUCAAAGUGUUUAUUCCAUGGUUACUGAGUCCGGAGCACCUCGAUAUUAAAGAAAUCAAUGGGAACAAAAUAACCUGCCGGGGUCUUGUGGAGUAUUUUAAGGCUUACAUCAAAAUAUAUCAAGGAGAAGAAUUACCGCAUCCCAAAUCCAUGUUGCAGGCCACGGCAGAAGCCAAUAACCUUGCAGCUGUUGCCACAGCAAAAGACUUGUACAAUAAGAAGAUGGAAGAGGUGUGCGGUGGUGACCGUCCAUUCCUGGCCCCCACAGACCUGCAGAGUAAACACCAGGAGCUGAAAGAAAACUCAGUGAAACUUUUUCGGGGGGUAAAGAAAAUGGGUGGAGAGGAAUUCAGCCGCCGUUACCUGCAGCAACUGGAAAACGAAAUUGACGACCUUUACGUCCAGUAUAUCAAGCACAAUGACAGCAAGAAUAUUUUCCAUGCGGCCCGUACGCCAGCGACACUCUUUGUGGUCAUAUUCAUCACUUACAUUUUGGCUGCAGUCACCGGGUUCAUCGGCCUAGACAUUAUUGCCAGUCUGUGCAAUAUGAUAAUGGGACUGACUCUUAUCACAUUGUGUACAUGGGCUUAUAUCAGAUACUCUGGGGAAUAUCGAGAGCUGGGCGCCGUAAUAGACCAAGUGGCAGCUGCCUUAUGGGACCAGGGAAGCACCAAUGAGGCUCUUUACAAGCUAUACAGUGCUGCAGCUACACAUAGGCACUUGUAUCAUCACGCGUUCCCAGCACCACAGACAGAAGCAGACAACGAAGCAUAGAGUAAAAACAACUAGCUGUCCUCAUCUUCUCUGAUGCUGUAGGGAGGCCAAGAGAGAUUUGUCAUCGGUACAGUUUUCAGGCCAUCCAGGAAAAGGAAAGAUGCAUGAGCAUUAGUAUACACCUAUUGGUAUCAACCUUUCCAUUGUAUCCAUAACUGGAGAAAAAAAUGAAGGUUAUCUACUGAGCUCCCAACGCGUUUCAAAAUGACAGAAUCCAGGAAUAUACAAAUUCUAAGUCAGCUUGCAGUAUAGUGAUUUAAAGGUAAGUUGCAAUUGUGCUACCUGGCCCAAUACCAUAUACAGUACCAACCACGGAAAUUAUGACUAUACGGCUAAUGUUCCAUCACACCCUUCAAACAUGAGAUGUUGCCAUAGGUUGGUCCAUUUUGACAGUACCCCUACAUUAAUAUGGAGAUUCCUGGGUAUUUUUUCCCCUUUCAUUCACCCUUUGCUACCUGCCGAUAGUGUUCUGUGACUGCCCCAUUGCCUGCUGCUUAUACUUCUGCAGAUUUAUUUUUUUAACCCUCAAAUAACCAGAAGGUGAAAGAAGCUGCUUUCCGCUGAUUUUUCACUUACGUAAAUCUGCUCUCACAAAAAAACAAAAACAGAGCUUAGUAAAUAACCACAUUUGAGAGCAGCUUUCAUUUUACUAGCAGCGGUUAAAUGCUUUACUUUCCAUGGGUUGAGCAACAACACAAUGCAAAACCCUCUGUCACCAAGUAAAUGGACAAAUAUAUCAUUUGGAAAGUCAUCGUUCAAUCACAUGCCAAGGACGACGUACUGAACUCUGCAGCGGUACAACUCUGGUGGCGGGAAACAUGAAAUGGAUAAUCAAGUUGAUAACGAUGGAACGGGGCUGUACUGGCUCUCACAAACUUGCAACACUAUUUAUGCUAUGUUUCAGUCUUCACUAAUGCGUAAAAUACUCACGGACAACAUUUUAUGUUAAUGUAUCACAUGUACACCCAUAUUGCGGAUAUCUUUGUUCUUCAACUAAAUAAAAUACAAAUAUUAAAAAUUGAAA